Messenger RNA from Melanaphis sacchari, 585 nucleotides. It is a transcript of the gene Polr2D, whose product is annotated as DNA-directed RNA polymerase II subunit Rpb4. Gene Ontology annotation, molecular function: nucleotide binding; translation initiation factor binding. Bases 87 to 503 code for a protein of 138 amino acids. Lineage: Eukaryota; Metazoa; Arthropoda; Insecta; Hemiptera; Aphididae. Gene Ontology annotation, cellular component: RNA polymerase II, core complex; P-body. Gene Ontology annotation, biological process: mRNA export from nucleus in response to heat stress; transcription initiation at RNA polymerase II promoter; nuclear-transcribed mRNA catabolic process, deadenylation-dependent decay. The record is from RefSeq and is a predicted model, not a curated record. The transcript is spliced from 2 exons.
CUAAGAUCUUCAAAGUUUAAAUAAAUAAUUUAAAUUGGGGUUGUAAAUUACCGCUGUGUUUUAUUUAUCAAUAUUCAUUCUUCACCAUGGCGCAACAUAUGAACACUGCUGUAGACGAAGACGCCGCACUUUUGCAAUUUCCUAAAGAAUUUGAAAACGCUGAAACCUUACUUAUUUCCGAAGUUAAUAUGUUGUUGAAAUUUCGCAAGAACCAAAAUGAGAGUGCAGAAGAAGAACAAGAAUUUUCAGAAGUAUUUAACAAAACACUGACGUAUACAGAACAAUGUUCCAAAUUCAAAAACAAAGAAACCAUUGUUGCUGUAAGGAAUUUACUUGCCGGCAAGAAAUUGCACAAGUUUGAACUAGCGUCAAUUGGUAACUUAUGUCCUCAACUCGCUGACGAAGCUAAAUCACUUAUACCCAGUUUAGAAGGCAGAUUUGACGAUGAUGAAUUACAACAAAUUCUAGAUGAUAUACAAGCUAAAUUAAGUAUUCAGUACUAAUUAAAUUUUACCAAUCAUUUAAAAGAAUAAUGUUAAUGUAUUUAUGCCAAACCAUUACUUUAAUUGUGUGAAAUUUUUAAAU